GGCGUGGGGCGGAAGCGGCGCCGUGGCGCGGGAGGGAGCGGCAUCAUGGCGGCGCCGGGCCCGCGGCUGCGUCUGGAGGCGGCGCUCGGCUUCCUGCUUCUCCUCGCCUGUGCCCAGGCCCUUGUCCCCAGUCAUCGUCUCGAUGCCCGCGACCUGGCGCGGCUGCGGGCGGUGCUGGAGCGGCCCUUCACGGACGUGCGCGCCGCCUUCUACUCCAUCGUGGGGCUCAGCAGCCUCGGGGUGAGGGUGGCGGACGAAAAGGCUGCAUGUAAGUUCAUCAAAUCUCAUGUGGACUCCAGCAGUGUUGAAUCUCUCUUUUAUGCUGCCCAGGCCAUGCAAAUCCUGUCAGGCUGUGAGGUCACCAUUUCAAAUGAGACCAGGGAGCUGCUGCUGGCAGCUGUCAGUGAGGAUUCCUCAGUCACCCAGAUCUUCCACGCUGUGGGUGCCCUGAGUGGCUUUGGCCUUCCCUUGGCAUCCCAGGAAGCCCUGAGUGCUCUCAGUGCUCGGCUCAGCAAGGAGGAGAGCGUGCUGGCAACCAUCCAGGCUUUGGAGACGGCAUCUCACCUGUCCCAGCAGGCAGACCUAAGUAGCAUUGUUGAGGAGAUUGAGGACCUUGUGGCUCGCUUGGAUGACCUGGGUGGAGUUUACCUGCAGUUUGAAGAAGGAAUUGAGACUACUGCCCUGUUUGUUGCUGCUGCCUAUAAGCUGUCAGACCAUGUGGGUACAGAGCCAGCAAUAAAGGAGGAUCAGGUUAUCCAGCUGAUGAAUGCCAUUUUUAGCAAGAAGAACUUUGAGACUCUGUCAGAGGCUUUCAGCAUUGCUCGUGCUGCAGGUGCCCUGUCCCAGAACCGCUUCCACCUGCCCAUCAUCAUUGUCCCUGAUGGCCCUGCAGCUGUGUCUCAUCACCAGCCCCUGCUCAGGCUUCAAGUGACCAAUGUUAUGUCCCAGCUCCUGACUCAAGUUUCUGUAAAGCUGGAUCAAGCCAAGUCUGUGUCCAGCAAAGCCACUGUCCUUCAGCAGCUACCAUUUACUCUCUCUGGAGAUUUCUUUGAGCUGAACUUCAUGAAUGUGAAACCUGCUAGUGGAUAUUAUGAUUUCUCUAUCAGUGUAGAUGGAGAUAAGCGAUUUAUUGCUAAUAAAGUGGAGCUGAAAGUAAAAGUUUCCACAGAAGUGGGGAUUACUAAUGUAGAUCUUUCUACUGUGGAUAAGGAUCAGAGCAUUGCACCAAAAACAACCAGGGUAGCUUACCCAGCCAAAGCCAAGGGCUCAUUCACUGCUGACAGCCAUCAGAACUUUGCUUUAUCCUUCCAGCUGAUAGAUGUGAACAGUGGAGCUGAACUCAUCCCUCACCAGACUUUUGUUCGGCUUCACAACCAAAAGACUGGCCAGGAGGUGGUGUUUGUUGCAGAGCCAGACAGCAAGAAUGUGUACAAAUUUGAACUGGAUACCUCUGAAAGAAAGACUGAAUUUGACUCUGCCUCUGGGACCUACACUCUUUACCUGAUCAUUGGAGAUGCCACUCUGGAAAAUCCAAUCCUUUGGAAUGUGGCUGAUGUUGUGAUCACAUUCCCAGAAGAGGAUGCACCAUCCACAGUCCAGUCCAAGAACCUCUUUGUUCCCAAACCUGAAAUCCAGCACCUCUUCAGGGAGCCUGAGAAGAGGCCUCCCACAGUGGUCUCCAACACUUUCACUGCACUGGUUCUCUCCCCACUGCUUUUGCUGCUCAUCUUGUGGAUCAAGAUAGGUGCCAACAUCUCCAACUUCAGCUUUGCUCCCAGCACCAUUGUUUUCCACUUGGGACAUGCUGCAAUGUUGGGACUCAUGUAUGUGUACUGGACUCAGCUCAACAUGUUCCAGACUCUGAAGUACUUGGCCAUUUUGGGUGGCAUCACAUUCCUGGCAGGCAACAGGAUGCUGGCUCAGAAAGCUGUGAAGAGGAUCGCUGCAGAGCAGAGCAGUAGGUUGGCAAAGUAUAGAACGCUGCGGUAAAAGGGGGUUUGCUAGUGACCAGCUCUUCAGGAAGACACAAUAGUACCAGAAGAAUGGAAGAAAUGUGGAAAAACAAAGCAAAUGCUUUCAGAACAGAAGCAAAUAAUAAAUAACUGAAAGGCCAGAAGAAGGAAGGCAGAAGAUAAUUCUUUUUUUAUAUAUUAAGUCAAAUGGGUGCCAGUUAAACUUUUUUUAAAAUCUUUAUUUUCAUCAUUGUGUUCAUGCUACUGGAGUGCUUUUCAUAUGAAUCUGGAAAAUCUUUUCUUCCCUGGAUCCUCUCCCCUUCUCCCAGGACAUUUGAAUUUCUUUUUGAGAAAAAGGAAGAAGAAAAUACAAAUCUGCUUUUUCCCCAGGUGCCCUUUCCUCAUCCUAAAGAUUUGUGAAUAAAGAGGAGGAAAGGAUG
Zonotrichia leucophrys gambelii is the source of this 2392-nucleotide messenger RNA. RefSeq names its product ribophorin II (gene RPN2). The record is from RefSeq and is a predicted model, not a curated record. Gene Ontology annotation, cellular component: oligosaccharyltransferase complex; membrane. Bases 46 to 1989 code for a protein of 647 amino acids. The transcript has 18 exons. Lineage: Eukaryota; Metazoa; Chordata; Aves; Passeriformes; Passerellidae. Gene Ontology annotation, biological process: protein N-linked glycosylation.